Molecule: messenger RNA, 1471 nt
Organism: Salarias fasciatus (jewelled blenny)
Lineage: Eukaryota; Metazoa; Chordata; Actinopteri; Blenniiformes; Blenniidae
Gene: lmo4la
Product: LIM domain only 4a
Exons: 5
Coding region: 185-691 (168 amino acids)
Source: RefSeq, a predicted model, not a curated record
UGCCCUGUGAGGAGGAUCCCGGCUGUCUGCAGAGCUCUGUCGAUGGGAAGAGGAGCAGAGGAGUAUCGGAGCUGCUGUUUACCUGCAGCAGGCUGACAACACAACACAACACCUGGAGCUGCCGUUUACCUCCACCCAGCACUUCCUCCUGCCCCCAGCCCCCGGCCCUCAGCUGUGAGGUGUGAUGGUGAACAGCAGAGUGGAGGCCCCCUCCGUGGCGGUGAUGGGUGGUGGUGGGGGGACCGCCGGCAGGUCGUGUGCGGGGUGCGGAGGCCGGAUCGUCGACCGCUUCCUCCUCUUCUCCAUGGAGCGCUACUGGCACACCCGCUGCCUGAAGUGCUCCUGCUGCCACGCCCAGCUGGGAGAGUACAGCAGCAUCUGCUACAGCAAAGGAGGCAUGAUCCUCUGCAAGAACGACUACGUCAGACUGUUCGGACACAGCGGCGCCUGCAGCGCCUGCGGACAGUCCAUACCUGCCAGUGAGAUGGUAAUGCGAGCACAAGGCAGUGUGUACCACCUCAAGUGUUUCACCUGUGCCACCUGCAGAAACCGGCUGGUCCCCGGCGAUCGUUUUCACUACAUCAACGGAACGAUCUUCUGUGAACACGACCGGCCGGGAGGAGGUCUGAUCACCGGACCCCCGAGUUCCCUGCAGGCCAGCAGCAUCAUGGCCGACCAGAAGGUUUGCUGAGGAAGAGGAUGGAAACAAAACGUCAGUGCCUUCUCCCUCCGUCCUCCUGCCUCCGCGGAUCCGCAGUCACUCCACAGCAUCUGCCGAACCAGAUGUGAUCUUACACCGAAAAUGGACGCUCUGAGAAGACUGUGGCUGAAAACUCUGGAAGUCAAAGCUCUGCUGGAGGACGCUCCAUUCAUCUGCUGUCCGCUGUGAGCCGGACCAGAAUCACUGCGACCGGACCGACUCCACCGUCAUGCGUCCUUCAUCGGCGCGAGCAGGAAACAGCACCAACAGAGGGACACUUUUACGUUAGUCUGUGGAAAAAUUGUAAGGAUUUUUGUGUUUUAAUUCAGCUGUUGGGUGUUUCUGUCCUGUGUGAACCAGUAUUAUGUUUCUGUUCCUACAUCUUACACCUGGUAAAGUCACGAAGGAAUCAUCAGUGUUCUUUCUCUAAAACCGUCAAGAUCUGUUCGCAAAUGAAACGUCUCCAACAUCCAGGACUGAAACUGAAGAAAACUGACUGAGAAAGGCUACAGUUAUGCUGAAAAGCAGUGGAAUUUGGUUUUUGUUUUUUUGUUUAUCAGUGUGGGAUGGAUCAGAGAGCUUUACGAGGACCCAUCAGAAGAACUCCUCAGGUCUUGGUGGAAUCCCGUUUCCCAGCAGGAGUUUCAGUCGUGACUCUCUGAGAAGACAUCCUGGUUAAACAUAAACAGUUUGAGUGUAAAUCUAUGAAUAAUUUCAUUAAAAUAUGUUUGUGUGAUGGAAUGUGUUGUGGGUGUGACUGAGAUGAUUCAG